CAUAGGUGGUGCUCUGAGACAUUUGUAUUAACUUAGUUAUUCACCAAAGAAGAAGAUAUCGACCCAGCUGUGUUUUGAAAAACAGAAUUGACCCUCUAUGAGAAGCCAUGAGUGUCCCAGACUACAUGCAGUGCGCUGAGGACCACCAGACGGUACUGGUGGUGGUGCAGCCGGUGGGCAUCGUCCCCGAGGAGCAGUUCUUCCGCAUCUACAAGCGCAUCGUCAGCGUGGGCCAGGUGAGCGUGCGCGACUCCCAGCGGCAGCUCUACAUCCGCUACCGCCACCACUAUCCGCCCGAGAACAACGAGUGGGGCGACUUCCAGACGCACCGCAAGGUGGUGGGCCUCGUCGCCGUCACCACCUGCGCCACGGCAAAGGAGUGGCCUCAGACGUCCGACCGCUUCCACGCCAUGAAGGAGGUUUAUGGAUCCACGCUGUACGACUCGCGCCUGCUGGUGUUUGGCCUUGAGGGGGAGAUCGCAGAGCAGCAGCGCACUGAUGUGGCCUUCUACCCCAGCUACGACGACUGCCCAGAUGUAGAGCGCAGGGUGGAGGAUUUUGUGGAGUCCAUUUUCAUUGUGCUGGAGUCUAAGCGGCUGGACCGCGCCACGGACAAGUCCGGAGACAAGAUCCCACUCCUUUGUGUACCGUUUGAGAAGAAGGACUUUGUGGGUUUGGACACAGACAGCAGUCCUGUGAGUUUGUUGUUGGGUGUAAAAAGGCACUAUAAGAAGCGCUGCCAGGGGCGCAUGAGGAAGCAUGUGGGGGACCUGUGUUUGCAGGCGGGCAUGUUGCAGGACGCCCUGGUCCACUACCACAUGGCCGUGGAACUGUUACGCUCAGUCAACGACUUCCUGUGGCUGGGAGCGGCUUUAGAGGGCCUGUGCUCGUCAUCUGUCAUAUUCCACUACCCUGGAGGCACCGCCGGGAAAACAGGGGCCCGAAAGCCCAGCGUCUCUCAGGCAGCAGACGCCGGAAAGAGGCACCGACCAGGGGCUCAGGAGGUUCUCAUUGACCCAGGUGCGCUCACCACCAAUGGCAUCAACGCAGACACCAGCACAGAGAUCGGGCGGGCCAAGAACUGCCUUAGUCCAGAGGAUAUCAUUGAGAAAUACAAAGAAGCUAUCUCCUACUAUGGCAAGUAUAAGAAUGCUGGUGUGAUUGAGCUGGAGGCGUGUGUGAAGGCAGUCCGGGUGCUGGCGAUUCAGAAGAGGGCCAUGGAAGCUUCAGAGUUCCUCCAAAAUGCAGUCUACAUCAACCUUGGCCAGCUGUCCGAGGAAGAGAAGAUCCAGCGCUACAGCGUCCUCUCUGAGCUUUACGAGAUCAUCGGCUUCCACCGCAAGUCGGCCUUCUUCAAGCGCGUGGCCGCCAUGCAGUGUGUGGCCCCCACCAUCCCAGAGCCGGGAUGGAGGGCCUGCUACAAGCUGCUGCUGGAGACCCUGCCUGGGUACAGCCUCUCCCUGGACCCCAAGGACUUCAGCAAAGGUACCCAUCGGGGCUGGGCAGCAGUGCAGAUGCGCCUCCUCCAUGAGCUGGUCUACGCCUCCCGGCGCAUGGGCAACCCGGGCCUGUCCGUCAGGCACCUGUCCUUCCUGCUGCAGACCAUGCUGGACUUCCUGUCUGAUCAAGAAAAGAAAGAGGUGACCCAGAGUCUGGAAAACUACACCUCUAAGUGCCCAGGAGGGAUGGAGGUGAUCACUCUGCCCGACGGCAUGAAGCUGCCUUCGGUGCCCUUCACCAAGCUGCCCAUUGUCAGGUCUGUGAAGCUGCUGAACCUGCCGGUGAGCUUGCGGCCCCACAAGGUGAAGUGCCUGCUGGGCCAAAGCCUGUCCAGCAAGAGCCCCUUCAUCUACUCCCCCAUCGCCAUGCACACCCGCGGAGACGAGCGCUGCAAGAAGAUCGAGUUCCAGUGGGUGCGCGGGGACGUGUGCGAGGUGCAGCUGAUGGUCUACAACCCCAUGCCCUUUGAACUGCGGGUGGAGAACAUGGGGCUCCUCACCUCCGGGGUGGAGUUUGAGUCUCUGCCUGCGGCCCUCUCCCUGCCCGCCGAGUCCGGCCUCUACCCCGUCACCCUGGUGGGAGUGCCGCGCACCGCUGGCAACAUCACCGUCAACGGGUACCACACAUCUGUGUUCGGCGUGAGUAGUGACUGUCUGCUGGAGGGGCUGCCAGCGGUGAAGACGAGUGGCUGCAUGGUGGAGGUGGUGCCGUCUCUCCCCCGCCUGCAGCUCAGCACCUCCCUGCCACGGUCGGCCCACCCCACGUCAGAGGACCUGUCGAGCAGCGUGUCGCUGCAGCUGUUCAACGGAGAGAGCCAGCAGCUCACGAUCACGCUGGAGAAUAUCGGCGCCGAGAACCUGGAGACGCUGGAGCUCACCUCCAAGACUCUGAGUACCAAAGAGAAGCUGCUGGGGAAAUUCCUGAGCUGGGACCUCCAGGAGGCGCUCUCCCAUCUCCCCCUGAAGCCUGGCCAGUCCCUCGCCAUCCCCGUCUGCAUCCAAGUCAAGCUGGACUUCUCCGGACAGGAGAGCCUGCUGCAGGACCUCAACGAUGAUGGCAUCAGUGUGACAGGCCUGUCUAUCUCCAGCCCGCUCCGGCAGGUCCUGAAGUCGCGCGCUGAGAACAAAACCGCCGGCACCGAGCCUGGCAAGUCCGAGUACAACCACGUCAAGUCUCUGGACGCUGUGUUGAAUUUUAAGUACUCUGGUGGAGCGGGCCACGUGGAGGGCUACUACCGGGAGCUGUGCCUGGGGGUGCACGUGGACGUGGAGCCGUCCGUCUUCUUCACACGGGUCAGCACUCUCCCUGCCACCAGUACACGUCAGUGCCACCUGCUCUUGGAUGUGUUCAACUCCACGGAGCACGAGCUCACAGUCAGCUCCAAGAACAACCAGGACCUGCUGCUGCACGCCAGCGAGUGCCAGAGAAUGGCCAUCCAGGUGGAUAAGUUUGCCUUUGAGAACGUGCUGGUCCCGCGUGUGGAGGACCCGAGUGUCCAGGAGCACUUCACCAGCCCCCGGCAGCUGGAGGAACAGAGGCUGCAUGCCCAGGGCAGGCUCAUCAAUAGCACCCUCAACAUCCACUGGAGCAUCCCGUCUCUGCUGCGUCAGGGCGAAGCCACCGUGGAGGGCGUGCUCAACCAGCUGGUGCUCGACCAUCUGCAGCUGGCGCCUCUACAGUGGGACGUGCUGGUGAAUGGUAAGCCGUGUGACUGUGACGCGGUGGCCGAGUGGCGCGUGGGCGAGCCUGUGACGCUUGAAGUCCGGCUGACCAAUCACAGCAGGACGGCGGUGGGGCCAUUUGCCCUGAGCGUGGUGCCCUUCCAGGACUACCAGAACGGCGUGCACAACUACGAGCUCAGUGACACGGUCACCUUCAUCGGCUCCAACACUUUCCACAUCAACACGGUGGAUCCAACUGAGAGUUCAGUGUACCGUGGGGCGCUGCUUUUCCUCUACACAGGAGACUUCUACCUGAACAUCAAGUUUCAGGACGACCGUUCAGGGCGGGAGCUGCCCGCCGCCUGGUUCUGCCUGCCCAGCGUGCACAUCCGCGCCCUGGAGUCACCCAUCGAGAACGGGGCCUGAAGGGAAGAGAGAGAGGAGCCUUGCUGAGGAGAGCCACUGGAGAAAGGGACAGGGAGAGAGAGAGGGAAAGGGAGAGUGAGGGGGAGA
Clupea harengus (Atlantic herring) is the source of this 3674-nucleotide messenger RNA. It is a transcript of the gene trappc9, whose product is annotated as trafficking protein particle complex subunit 9. The transcript has 24 exons. Gene Ontology annotation, cellular component: trans-Golgi network. The record is from RefSeq and is a predicted model, not a curated record. The coding region runs from base 108 to 3587 and encodes 1159 amino acids. Lineage: Eukaryota; Metazoa; Chordata; Actinopteri; Clupeiformes; Clupeidae.